Messenger RNA from Chaetomium strumarium, 1338 nucleotides. RefSeq lists its product as uncharacterized. The transcript has a single exon. NCBI's taxonomy places the organism in Eukaryota, Fungi, Ascomycota, Sordariomycetes, Sordariales, Chaetomiaceae. The coding region runs from base 261 to 1124 and encodes 287 amino acids. The record is from RefSeq and is a predicted model, not a curated record.
CGUCGACGCUAGCACCCCGCACGCUGACCCGGCUACAGGGUAAUAAGGUACUACUAGUAGUGUAUCUUUGGAUGUGGAACACCAAAACGGGCGCUCCCGUCCCCUGAGCACUGUCCCGCCGUCUCAACGAGACAUCUGUUUCAGCAUUAAUUCAUCAAACAUCUCGUCAGUCCUCACUCUCGACAAGCAUUCCAGUUCACACGUCCUCCUGCGGUCCUGACAUCGACUCCCAAGCGCUAGCUGCCACCCAAGGGGCCAAGAUGGUUGUUUGUCACCUCCACAUCGUUUCCUUGAAGCCAGGCGUCUCAGUCGCCAGUUUCCUCCACAAUCUCCGGCAGAACGGAGCCAAGCCUGUGUUCCAAGCCCGUGUCCUGCGAUGGAUGAUUCUGCCAAGGAAAAUGUCAACCGGCCAUCUGCUCGGACGCAACAUCCAUUGGGACGUGCUGCUCGGGCUGGAGGGUGACGGUUCCAUUCCAGCAUCGUCACAAGCCGACAUCGCCGCCAUCUGGACCGCGUCAUCCGGAGUGAGCGCCCGUGCUCUGUCCGGCUACGGCGAGCUCAACGCGACGCUGCUGAACCCACUCCGCGGCUCCGUCCAGCCUGCCGAGCUGCCCGACCAUUCUAGUAGUACGAGCGAUUCCUCCGAGAACCUGGAGCUUUCCCCGGAAUGGGUGCAGUGGAUCGAGGCGCUACCGUGGUCGGUGCGGGAGCAUCCCGUGUCGAUGCUGAACCUUCUCGCUUUUCAUCCGUGCAAGAAGGACCAGUACAAACAGUACGGUGCUGAAUUCUCAAAGCGUGCGGGGUCACGCCACGGAGGCCAUGUCAAGCUUGUCGGGCGGGUGCUGGGCAGCCAAGCGGGGGCCGAUGGCUGGGAAGAAAUCGCCUAUGUGCACUACCCGAGUGUCAGGCAUUUUGCUGCCAUGGCGGGCAGCGAGGAUUACCAGGCGGUCAAUAAGCAGUACAGGCUUGGUGCGUUGAAGGAUACGUUCAUCCUGUGCUGCCAGGAGAUCAACAGUGAUGGGGAACUGGCCGGCGCUGCGGAGCCGGGAAAGAGCAAGCUGCAAGGGUCAGCGGUCAACAUACGAAAGACAAAUAAGAUCAUUGUACAUACACUCAUACACUGAAGUAGCAGCCCCGUAAACACCUUUUACUGUAAGGCCUUUGCUGGGGUCUCGACGGCCGCCACUAACCAUACAGCGCCCGCUCCCUUGGUUUUGGUAAGAUGGGACCGAAGCUCAGGAGGAAGAGCCCCUAUGCUGAGAGUCCUAAGGAAGCGAAGUGAGGAGGGAUCUUGGAGAGGCCCGAGUUAGAAUCACAGAAUUGAUACCCCUUUGAAGU